This is a messenger RNA of Anolis sagrei ordinatus, 1403 nucleotides long. RefSeq names its product HEPACAM family member 2 (gene HEPACAM2). The record is from RefSeq and is a predicted model, not a curated record. Gene Ontology annotation, cellular component: centrosome; midbody; spindle. Gene Ontology annotation, biological process: centrosome cycle. Lineage: Eukaryota; Metazoa; Chordata; Lepidosauria; Squamata; Anolidae.
GAAAGGGUCCUCGUGGAUGAAGCCUCAGGAUGCUUUCAUGGGACCCUUUAGCACUACGUUUUUAUGACUUGCUGUUCAAAAUCUAUCUUCUCUUAGGUGUAUGUUCUGCAUUAAAGUUGACCGUUCCUUCCCAUACACUUGAUGGCAUUGAAGGGCAACCGCUCAGACUUCCAGUUAACUACACUUUCAACAUGUCAGCUUCUGAAAUUCAGAUAAUAUGGUUAUUUGAGAAGCCUCCAAACACCAAAUAUCUACUUAGUUCUGUGAAUCAGGAAGUUGUUCCAGACUUAGAAUUUGGAAAGAAAUUUACACUUAUACCUCCAAAUGCAUCUUUGCUAGUAAAACCUUUAGAAAUAAAUGAUGAAGGCAAUUAUAUUGUCAAAAUCAAUAUCCAUGGAAACAGAACAAUAUCGGCAAGUGAAAUUAUUCAAGUUACUGUUCAUGUUCCUGUCACGAAACCACGGAUAUACACUGAACCCUCUUUUGGAGUCGUAGAAAAAAAGGGGAACAUUACUUUAAGAUGUACUGUGGACAAAGGGACGCGGGUUGUUUACCAGUGGAUGAAAAAUGGGAACCCUAUCGAAGCCAGCGCCAACUACUCCUUUUCUGUAAACAAAGAUACACUUUCAAUUGCCCCCGUUGUUAAGGAAGCCAUUGGAAACUACAGUUGUUUAGCAACCAACACAGUCAGUGCCAUGGAGAGUGACGUGAUCACACCAACGAUAUAUUAUGGACCCUAUGGACUUACCAUAAAUACUGACAAAGGCCAGAAAGUCGGGAAGGUGUUUACACUUGAUAAAGGCGAAGCAGUCCAGCUUUACUGCUCUGCAGACUCCAACCCACCAAAUAUUUAUUCCUGGAUCCGGAGAGCAGACAACUCCACACACCCCAUUAAGUACGGAAGAUCGCUGGAAGUUGCAGCUGAAAAAGUGACACAGAAAACAGAAGAAUACACCUGCAGUGCUUACAACAACAUGACUGAAACCCAGGCUGAAACCCAUAUCCUUGUGAUAAUUAUACCAAAAGGACUGGAGCAGCUGGCCCAAAAAGGAAAAUACUUAUCACAUUUAGCAAUAAUAACUGGAAUUUCCUUAUCUUUGAUACUAGCAAUGUGUUUUCUAACAAUUUGGAAAAGAUUUCAACCUCACAAAGCUAUACAGCAGACAUUGCAGAUCAGGCCUGAAGCUGAUUACAGAAGAGCACAAACAAUCUCAGGGCAUGAAAACGCACUAGAUGAUUUUGGAAUAUAUGAAUUUGUUGCAUUUCCAGACCCCGGAGGAAUUUCAAGAAUGUCAAGUCAGUCUGUUUCUGGCUCUGAUGUUAUCCAAGGGCAUGAUUUCCAUGGUACAAUUUAUGAAGUCGUUCGGCAUAUUCCUGAACAGCAACAAGAACACCAAGAGUAA